Esox lucius (northern pike) is the source of this 5481-nucleotide messenger RNA. Its product is annotated as DDB1- and CUL4-associated factor 1. Gene Ontology annotation, biological process: protein ubiquitination. Gene Ontology annotation, cellular component: nucleus; Cul4-RING E3 ubiquitin ligase complex. Bases 399 to 5078 code for a protein of 1559 amino acids. The record is from RefSeq and is a predicted model, not a curated record. Gene Ontology annotation, molecular function: nuclear estrogen receptor binding; histone H2AT120 kinase activity. The transcript is spliced from 27 exons. Lineage: Eukaryota; Metazoa; Chordata; Actinopteri; Esociformes; Esocidae.
GGCGCUGAACUUUUGACGUGUAGAACGUGUUCGCCAUAAUAAACUGCACAACAAGGCUGUGCUAAUUGACAACAAGGUGGCUGUGUGGAGCUGCAGUUUGUAUUGUUUUUAACAAUACAAGUUUGCUUAGGAAGCGUCUCGAAAUUACAGUAAAAUUUAUAUUUUUUUGUGUAAAGAAUAAGGACACAACUAAGAAAAAUUGAGCAAAACAAGAUAAAUCAGCACAAAGUUAACCCGGGCUAAGCGACCUGCUGAUAUUCACAGAACAGUAGCCACCCAACUGACAGUCCCAAAGGACCAAUGCAGCUGGAUCUGUUCUGCACUGAAGCCCAAAAGUCAGGUCCCAUAUCAGUCGGUGGUUGCAACUGGAGAGGAAGUUGUGGUUAAUUUGCCAGAGCAUGGCUUCGGCAUCUGCCAGCGUGGAUUCCAAGGCGGAGCUGACCACUCUGCUGGAGCAGUGGGAGAGGGAACAGCAGGCCAGCACACCGGACCUGGUCAACAUCCUCACCAAGAUCUCAGAGUUAGUGGAGAGGGAGACUGAGGAAUAUCACAAGGCAGAUCCCGAUCCUUUUGAUGACAGGCACCCAGGGAGAGCAGACCCAGAAUGUGUCUUGGGUCACCUUCUCAAGAUCCUGUUUAAAAAUGAUGAUUUCAUGAAUGCUCUGGUUAAUAGUUAUGUGAUGACCAGCCGAGAGCUCACCCUCAACACGGCAGCCUGUCGUCUGCUGCAGAACAUCAUGCCUGGCCUGGAGACGGCUGUGGUCUUUCAGGAAAAGGAGGGCAUAGUGGAGAUGCUGUUUAAAUGGGCCCAGGAGGCUGAGCAGCCCUUGAGGAUCUACGCUACAGGCCUCCUGGCCGGAGCCAUGGAGAACCAGGACAUCGCUGCCAACUACAGGGAGGAGAACUCUGUUCUGGUGCCUCUAAUGCUACAGCGGCUGCGUGAGCUGCAGGCCAAGGACAAUGAGAACCGGAAGGAGUUCAAACGCCCCAGUCCCAGAAAGACCCUUGGGGAACCUCUCCUCCCUCUUGAUGAGGAGACUGUUGACGGGGGCUUUGAAGACACCCCCUUCCCCACUGCAAAUAACGGCGCUGAGAGAGGUGAGGAGGAGGGACCAGCGGAAGAUGAAGAGAACCCUGGCCAUGAGCCUGAUAACGAGAUCUCUUUCCAUCUCAACUACCUUAACUCCACUUACAAGACCAGCAGCCGCACCAGCUCAGCCGCAAAAGGCCCGAUGACGCCUGUGUCCGCCCCUCCAUCCCUGUCCCUUCGGGACUUCCCUGAUGGCAGGGCGGAGGGAAGCAGCCACCUCAAGAGGAGGGCAGAGAGGGAGAACGGCCGGAAGGUAAAGCAGAAGUUGAACUUCUCCCUGCCAGAGCCUGAGAGGAACUUCAGCGAGCUGUCCAACAGUAGCUGGUCUGAGAUGAGCCCCUGGGUGAUCGGGAACAAUUAUCACCUUUACCCCCUCACCCCGGAGAUGGAGCAGAGGCUCAUCCUGCAGUACCUCACCCCUCUGGGGGAGUACCAGGAGCUUCUGGCUGUCUUCAUGCAGAUGGGCGCCUGCGAGCUGCUCAUCCAUUACAUGGACCUAAAGCAGACCAAUGAUGUCCAGCUCACCUUUGAGGCUCUCAAGUACCUGGCUUCCCUGCUCCUCCAUAAGAAGUUUGCCGCCCAGUUUGUGGCCCACGGAGGGGUGCAGAAGCUGCUGGAGAUCCCCAAACCUUCAAUGGCUGCGACAGGGGUGUCCCUAUGCCUCUACUACCUGGCUUACAACCAGGACGCCAUGGAGAGGGUGUGCAUGCUGCCCCACUCCAUCCUGUCCGACGUGGUCAGCUAUACUCUGUGGCUGCUGGAGUGCUCGCAUGCCUCGGGCUGCUGCCACGCCACCAUGUUCUUCAACAUCUCCUUCUCCUUCCGAGCCGUGCUGGAGCUCUUCGACAGGCAGGACGGCCUGCGGCGCCUCGUCAACCUGAUCAGUACUUUGGAGAUCCUGAACCCUGAAGACCAGGGUGCCCUGCUGAGCGACGACCAGAUCUUCUCCAGCAGACAGACGGCCAAGCACACCUGCAUGGCCCUGCGGCGGUACUUCGAGGCGCACCUGGCCGUCAAGGUGGAGCAGGUGAAGCAGUCCCUGCAACGGACUGAGGGGGGUGCUCCUAUUCACCCACAGCCCUACUACAAGGCCUGCAGCUACACCCAUGAGCAGGUAGUGGAGAUGAUGGAGUUCCUGAUCGAGUACGGCCCAGUCCGGCUCUACUGGGAACCAGCGGAGGUCUUCCACAAGCUGUCCUGUGUACAGCUCCUCCUGCAGCUCAUCUCCAUCGCCUGUGAUUGGAGGACAUACUAUGGCAGGAGUGACACGGUACGCUAUGCCCUGGACAUCCUAAGCAUCCUCACGGUUGUCCCCAAGACACAGCUGCUGAUGGCCGAGUCUGUGGCCGUGCUGGGUGGGGAGGCAGGCAGCGCUGUCUCCACUGUGGGUAUGAGCGUGGUCCUGGUGGUGGCCGAGGGAGAGGUGUUUGUGAAUGACGCUGAGAUCCAGAAGUCUGCUCUGCAGGUGGUCAUCAACUGCGUGUGCGCCCCGGACAAACGCAUGUCCAGCAUUGGCAAGUUCAUCUCGGGCACCCCGCGCCGACGCCUGCCCCAGACCACCAAGAGCAGCGAGAGCGUGCUCACCAAGAUGUGGAACGUGGUGCAGUCCAACAACGGCAUCAAGGUUCUGUUGUCUCUGCUGACCGUGAAGAUGCCCAUCACAGAUGCGGAUCAGAUCCGGGCGCUGGCCUGUAAAGCCCUGGUAGGCCUGUCCCGGUCCAGCUCGGUCCGACAGAUCAUCAGCAAGCUGCCCCUCUUUAGCAGCGGACACAUCCAGCAGCUAAUGAAGGAGCCUGUGCUCCAGGACAAACGCAGCGAACAUGUGAAAUUCUGCAAGUUUGCCGCGGAGCUUAUCAAGCGGGUGUCUGGAAAGCCCCUCAUGAUCGGCACGGACGUCUCCCUGGCCUGGCUCCAGAGGGCCAACGUGGUGGCCCAAUCCAGGAUCUCCUUUCCCGAGAAGGAGCUCCUCCUGUUGAUCCGAAAUCACCUGGUGACCAAAGGCCUGCACGAGACUGCUACCGCACUCACCAAAGAGGCCGACCUGCCCAUGGCCAUACUCGCUCACCCGUCCUCCUCGGCGCUGCUUCCCGUCGCCCCUCCCCCUCCCCCCGCUUCCCCUGCGCCGGCCCUCCCCCGGACCCCGCGGCUGGCCAACGGGGUGGCGGCGCGGCUGGCCAGCCACGGCUCUCACCCGUCCGUGCCGCUGCUGGGUCAACCGCGGCCAUCUACGUCACAGCUCCUCGCCGCCCCGCCAACCGCCCCGCCCCUAUCGGCCCCGCACCAGAGCAACGGCUCCCCGCUCAUUGGGCGGAUAGCGUUCACGCGGGAGCGGCCGUCACCGUGCCCCGUCCCUGCCACCUGUAAGAAGGCGCGGGUGCUGAGGCAGAAGUCGGACCAUGGCGCGUUCAGCCAGAGUCCGGCCAUGAAGAAGCAGCUGGACCGCCACCUGCCCUCCCCACCCGCCCUGGACAGCAUCAUCACGGAGUACCUGAGGGAGCAGCACGCGCGCUGCAAGAACCCGGUUACCACCUGCCCCCCGUUCUCCCUCUUCACCCCCCACCAGUGUCCGGAGCCCAAGCAGAGGCGCCAGGCCCCGACCAACUUCACCUCACGACACACGCGCAGGGUUGUCUACCCCAAAUAUGGAGGGGUAGACGGGGGCUGCUUCGACAGACACCUCAUCUUUAGCAGGUUCAGGCCCAUCUCCGUGUUCAGGGAGGCAGACGAGGAUGAGAGUGGCUUCAUGUGCUGUGCCUUCUCGGCCCGCGAGCGUUUCCUGAUGCUGGGGACGUGUACGGGCCAGCUCAAACUCUACAAUGUGUUCACGGGCCAAGAGGAGGCCAGCUACAGCUGCCACAGCUCCGCCAUCACACACCUGGAGCCUUCGCGGGAUGGAUCUCUGCUGCUGACGUCGGCGUCAUGGAGUUAUCCUUUGUCUGCACUGUGGGGCAUGAAGUCAGUGUUCAUCAUGAAGCAUUCCUUCUUAGAUGACCAUUAUGUGGAGUUCAGCAAACUUUCACAAGACCGAGUCAUUGGCACAAAGGAGCACAUAGCCCAUAUCUACGACAUCCAGACGGGGCAGAAGACCCUAACCCUCAACUACCCAGACCUGGCCAACAACUACAAGAGGAACUGUGCAACCUUUAACCCCACUGAUGACCUCGUGCUAAACGACGGUGUGCUGUGGGAUGUGCGCUCGGCUCAGGCCAUCCAUAAAUUUGACAAGUUCAACAUGAACAUCAGCGGCGUUUUCCACCCAAACGGACUGGAGGUCAUCGUCAACACGGAGAUCUGGGACCUGCGGACCUUCCACCUGCUCCACACCGUGCCAGCUCUGGACCAGUGCAGGAUUGUCUUCAACAACAACGGCACGGUCAUCUAUGGUGCCAUGCUUCAGGCUGAUGAUGAGGAUGACAUGAUGGAGAUGCAGAUGAAGACUCCCUUUGGCUCCUCCUUCAGGACGUUCAACGCCACAGACUACAAACCCAUUGCCACCAUCGAUGUGAAGAGGAAUAUCUUCGACCUCUGCACGGAUACUAAGGACUGCUAUCUGGCUGUGAUCGAGAACCAGGACUCUGUCAACACAGACACCGUGUGCCGGCUGUAUGAGGUGGGACGCCAGAGACUGGCUGAGGAGGAGGAGGAUGAAGACGACCAGGAAGAUGAUGACCAAGAGGAUGACGACGACGACGAAGAUGACUCGGAUGAUGACAUGGACACAGACCCCCUGGUCACCGAGCUGGACAACGACAAUGGAGGAGAGGAUGAGGAAGACGAGGAAGAUGGGAACAAUGAUUUCUCUCCCUCUGACGAUGAGGAGGUGGCCCGUCUGCUUGAGGCCGAUGGGGAGGAGGAGGAAGAUGAUGAGGAUGACGAAGACGAUGAUUCAGACGACGAUGAGGAAGAUGGAGACCUGGCCCUGGAUAACACAGACAGCUCUGACAACUCCGACCUUGAGGAUGACAUCAUUCUGUCCCUGAACGAGUGAGGAGCCGUCAGUGUCUAGGACAUGUUGCCGUAGUUGAACUCAUAAACAACAGGGACAAGACUGUAAGGUACAGCAGAGUUCGGUAAGACUGAGUCAGGGGUGGACGGAUUUGGGUAAAUGAACCAAGUCAACUGAAAGCACUGCCAGUUUGGAAAUCUGUCCAGUGGCCUCUCCCACCCUAGGAACAGUACCGGAAGAAGUGGAGUGUCAGUUCGUGGGCCAGAAGAAAGCUUUGCCUUUGCAGAGCAUUUCCACAGAACUCAUGCUCCCGAAACAAGAUUUGUAUAUAAUAUAGUUUUAUAUUACACAGACGUCAUGGGUGGAUUAAAAAAAAAGUUUGUUCAGACUGAACCGAAGUUGGGGUUCAAAUUUUUUUGAUUCCAUUAAAGUUCUUUCAAAAGUG